Molecule: messenger RNA, 483 nt
Organism: Bipolaris sorokiniana ND90Pr
Lineage: Eukaryota; Fungi; Ascomycota; Dothideomycetes; Pleosporales; Pleosporaceae
Exons: 2
Biological process (GO): transmembrane transport
Molecular function (GO): transmembrane transporter activity
Source: RefSeq, a predicted model, not a curated record
AUGUGGGACAAGCUAUAUCGCCAAAGUAUCCGAAUCGGGAGUCUAAACUACAUUUCCGCCGCAAUAGGUUAUGUCGUCGGUGUCAGUGUCGCGGGGUACCUCAACGACUGGACCUACGCCAAACUCAAAGCUCGCAAUGGCGGUGUAGGGAAACACGAGUUUCGUGUUCUGGCUAUGGUUUUAGGCACGCUUCUUAUGCCUGUUGGACUGGUCUGGUGGGGAUGGUCGGGCCAGGCGAAGAUGCACUGGAUCAUGCCGAAUGUUGGGUGCUUUAUUUUUACUACUGGAUGCUAUGUUUAUGCUAGUUGCGUUUCGCUCUUUUUGAUUGACACAUAUGCCAAGUAUUCUGCUUCGGUUUUGUCGACGACUCUGCUUACGCGAAGGUUUGGGCUGGCUGCGACAGUACUGGCAGCGGCGUUCACGGUUGUGGGCUUGGCGGCUAUUGCUAUUCUUUGGUUCCGGGGUGAACGGAUCCGAGCUAAG